This is a messenger RNA of Truncatella angustata, 2334 nucleotides long. RefSeq names its product beta-glucosidase. Gene Ontology annotation, molecular function: alpha-L-arabinofuranosidase activity; xylan 1,4-beta-xylosidase activity. The coding region runs from base 1 to 2334 and encodes 777 amino acids. Gene Ontology annotation, cellular component: plant-type cell wall. Lineage: Eukaryota; Fungi; Ascomycota; Sordariomycetes; Amphisphaeriales; Sporocadaceae. Gene Ontology annotation, biological process: arabinan catabolic process; xylan catabolic process. The record is from RefSeq and is a predicted model, not a curated record. The transcript is spliced from 2 exons.
AUGACUUUCCUUCUCGGCACAGUAUUCAGUCUCUUGGCCUCGGGUGCCGCAGCGGCAGGGCACUUAUUCCCAGACUGCGAAAGUGGUCCACUGGCCAAUAAUACUGUCUGUGACACCACCGCUUCUGUAUCGAAUCGUGCCAAAGGUCUUGUCGCUGCCUUGGAUACGCAGGAGAAGUUCCAAUUAGUGGUGAGCACUUCUCCAGGAGUGCCGCGUCUAGGACUUCCGAGCUAUGAAUGGUGGCAGGAGGCCUUGCAUGGCGUCGCCAGCUCACCAGGUGUCCAAUUCGCAUCCUCUGGGAAUUACUCCUAUGCUACGUCUUUUCCUCAGCCCAUCUUGAUGGGCGCAGCUUUCGACGACAAACUGAUCGAAGCAGUGGCCACAGUGGUAAGCACAGAAGCUCGAGCAUUUAACAAUGCAAAUAGAUCAGGUCUGGACUACUGGACGCCGAAUAUCAAUCCUUACCGUGAUCCGCGAUGGGGCCGGGGCCAGGAAACCCCUGGAGAAGAUCCAUUUCACAUCAAGUCGUACGUCAAGUCCCUCAUCAAAGGACUCCAGGGAGACGACCCAGACUACUUCAAGGUUGUUGCCACUUGCAAGCAUUUUGCAGGCUAUGACAUUGAGAAUUGGAACGGCAAUGAACGUUAUGAGUUUGACGCCAUCAUCAACCCCCAGGAACUAAGCGAGUAUUACAUGCAGCCCUUCAAGGCGUGCGCGAGAGACGCCAAGGUUGCCUCCAUCAUGUGUUCCUACAACGCGUUGAACGGGGUCCCGACCUGUGCCAGCUCUUACAUACUGCAGGAUGUCCUAAGAGACCAUUGGAACUGGACAGACGACGGCUUCUACGUCGUCUCUGACUGCGACGCCAUACAAAACGUUUAUAUGCCACAUGACUAUUCACCCACACGCGAAGGCGCAGCGGCCGACUCGCUCAACGCGGGUACGGACCUCGACUGCGGUACUUAUUACCAGACACACCUUCCUGCGGCCUAUGGUCGAGGCCUCGUUGACGAUGCUGUAAUCGACCAGGCACUUGUUCGUCUAUACUCGGCACAGAUCAGGCUAGGCGUGUUUGAUCCCGCCUCGUCAACAGCGUACCGGUCUCUCACCUUCUCUGAUGUGAACACUCCCGAAGCCCAAGACUUGGCGCUCAAAGCAGCGGAAGAGGGCAUCGUGCUCAUCAAGAACGAUGGCACUUUGCCCCUAGAUAUCCCAAGCAACGGUACACUGAAGAUAGCCUUCGUCGGCUCUUGGUCCAACGCAACGGCAGCCCAGAUGCAAGGAAACUACGCCGGCAUCGCACCGUUCGUCCACAACCCACUCUACGCCGCUUCGCAACUGCCUAACGUGCAGGUCCUCUUCGGAGGCAGCCCUGGCGACCCGACCACCGGAGGUUACCCGGCCGUCCUAGCUGCGGCCAGCGCCGCAGACGUCGUCUUCUACGUCGAUGGGUCGAACAGCGGUGAGUCCGCGGACCGCAACCUGAUCCGGUGGUCGGGUGAGCGCCGCGACAUCAUGACCCUGGUAGCUGGCCUAGGGAAGCCGUUCGUGUUGCUGCAGAUGGGCGAUCAGCUUGACGACGCGCCAUUCCUCAACCAGGAAAACGUCUCCGCUAUCCUCUGGGCCGGGUUCCCCGGCCAGGCGGGCGGCGAUGCCAUCAUGAACAUCGUCACGGGCAAGACAGCCCCUGCGGGUCGUCUGCCGGUCACUCAGUAUCCCGAGGAGUACGUCCGCCUGGUCCCCAUGACGGAUAUGGGACUCCGGCCGAACGAGACCAGCGGCAACCCGGGCAGGACGUACCAGUGGUACGACGGCGCCACGGUGCCGUUUGGCUCCGGGCUGCACUACACGGACUUUGAGGUUUCUCUCCACGAGGAAGACGACGGCGAGGCUCCGAGCUGGGCCAUCAGCGAUCUGCUUGACGGCUGCGCCGAGAACUACAAGGAUCUGUGCCCCUUCCGGAGCGUCGCCGUCCGCGUCGAGAACACGGGGGGUGUGGCUUCUGAUUUUGUGACACUGGGCUUCGUCGCCGGCGAGCACGGGCCUGUGCCGUAUCCCAUCAAGCAGCUCGUGGCGUAUGAGAGGCUCUUCGGCGUCGCCCCCGGGUCGGCCGCCACGGCGAGCCUGAACCUGACGUUGGGAAGUCUCGGCAGGCACGAUGAGGCUGGAAACUUGGUGCUGUAUCCCGGGUCGUACAGCCUCCUGGUCGAUGUACCCACCCAGGCGACGUGGAACUUUACCCUCUCCGGUGAUGAGACGGUGCUGGAGGAAUGGCCUCAGGAUUCCGGCCCGAAUCAGAACGCGACGAUGGUUAUGCUGAAGCAAGCCAUCUAA